Molecule: messenger RNA, 1201 nt
Organism: Cylas formicarius (sweet potato weevil)
Lineage: Eukaryota; Metazoa; Arthropoda; Insecta; Coleoptera; Brentidae
Exons: 8
Coding region: 145-1158 (337 amino acids)
Source: RefSeq, a predicted model, not a curated record
UUCGGUUGGGUCCCGGUGCCAGUCACAAGACAGUCCAUUAGUCUUUCCAUCGGAAUCUCCUGAGGCUUCACGCCGCUCCCAAACUGUUGUUAUUCGUCCACACACGGAGUCCGCCCUCGGAAACCGUCCUCAGAGGUUAGGAGGAUGCUGCUAGGCGACGGACCGGGAUCCUCCGACCGGAUCGUCAACGAGCUAUGGAGGAGGCAGAAGGAGGAAGCCCGUCGCAGGAAAAUUAACGAGCAACGAGAGAUGAGGGAGAUGCUGGAAAAGUACUGGCCGUGGGGCAAGACGGAGUCGACCAAGCCCAGGGGACUGAGAAACCUCCGUCUGGAUGAGCUCUUCCCCAACAAAGACUACCAAAACGCGAAACGCUACGUGGGGCCCCUGGAGAUGGGCAGGCCGGGAGGCGGGGCACCCCUGGUAAACGAAGGUCGGAAGAUCGCGACCACGAAGGAGGAUCCGUUAUUACGGUUUCAGUUCGGGAGCAAAGACUUGAGAAGGGCGGUGGACAACGGCUUGAGGUACAAAACGGAUCGGAAUGCCCAGAUGGAGUACAAAAGGGAACUGGACAAGCUCGUGGAUGAGAAGAGACGCAUACGCGAGAAGGAAAAGCAACUCGAAAUGGAAUACGAAAAACGGCAAGGUUGGUCGGAGGGGAACGCUGUGAGGAAGCUCGACAGGGACGAAGAACAGAGGGAUGUUUCGAUCAGGAACGGGAGGCAGCGGAGGGUGAUCAAGCUCGAGCCCAUCGUCCACCCGAAGACAUUCAUUGUGGCGGGCAAGAACCGCAAACUGUCGCCGUUUUCGAGCGACGGAGACGGCGUCGAGUUGGUGGCCCUCCUUACCAAGGACAAGAACCGCCCGCCGAGGGCGCCACUCUGCAGCACCGACGUCACGAGGGAGAGAGAGUCGGGGAAGUCAGGCUCCUGGAAUCGCCACGACUCCGCCUACUUGAAGGACCUCGCCCAGCAAAUGAUGACGAAGAAGCAAACGUCGCAGGACAUGAAAGCGGAGGAAAACGAAACCGCUCGACGUCAUUUUACGACCUGGACCGGGUUCUGGGGCAGACCCGGCAACGGGGCCCCCAGGUCGGCCGUGAAGAAGGCCUCGCUCGACCGCCUGCUCUACCCCCCGAUGAUGCCCAUCGGGGUGCACUAGAAGACUUGCCGUUUAGAGAUGCCAAAUUAAAAUGUUAAAAAUG